This is a messenger RNA of Porites evermanni, 1880 nucleotides long. The record is from the annotation of a GenBank genome assembly. NCBI's taxonomy places the organism in Eukaryota, Metazoa, Cnidaria, Anthozoa, Scleractinia, Poritidae.
GUUACAUUCAGAGCUGUCUUCACAAACCUCGGCGCGAGCGGAAGACUGCCCCCAACUUCCCUUGGUAGUUACUACAGUGGUCAGGAUCAUGACGGUCAAGUUACAUUGCUCAGCGGUAUUCAACGCUGGACCGUGCCGUACACAGGCGACUACAGAAUAGAGGCAAUAGGAGCUGCAGGGGGGUACGACACGAGAAGUAACGGAGGCAUAUUUCGUGGAAGAGGUGCUAGAAUGGAGGGCACUUUUAACUUAUCUCAAGGCGAAACAAUUCAAAUACUCGUGGGUCAAGAGGGUGGAAUUAACAAUGUAACUACUUCUGCUGGAGGCGGUGGAGGUACGUUUGUGGUGAUGAUUGGAAACAAAGCGCCAUUGAUAGUGGCUGGUGGAGGAGGAGGCGUGAAUUAUUCCAACACAAGAUAUACUGGAUGUGAUGCAACGACGUCGUCGAUAAUAGGUAGAACUGGGCACCUGUCAUUGGAGGGAGGCAGUGGUGGUUCCGGAGCAAAGACCGGCCAGAGUACAAAUUUAGGUGAGAAAAUUUAACUGUAUAAGAGUGGAUCCUUCUUUUAAAAGCACCAAUCUUAUGACCAUCAGUUUGGAUUCAGUAAGAUAAUCCACUAAACUACCCUGGCUCCAGGGGUCCGUUCUCAAAAUACGUAAUAUUAAAUAAACCGUGCUUACGGUUUGAUAAGGCUCCCGAGCCGGACCUCUGGUUACACAAGCAAGCAACCUCAUUUCCAUGCAAGAAAUCAGUUCAAAAUCUGAACUGGGUCGCCGAUUGUUUACUCCCACGUCCGCAGGAGACAUUAAUACUGUAACAGUGACCUUUAUUGGCUGCAUCGAAGAACUUCACCGCAAGAGAUAAAAAAAACCGGUUGCGAUCAGAUGUUCAUAACAAACAAUACAAUCCCGGGUUAUAAUUCAGAGAUCUCGACUUUCAUGUUUCCCUUGCUUUGGAAGUGUGGCUAAGCAAUCUCUGGCUAAACUGCGAAAUAAUUUAAGCGAACAUCCGACAACUGGAUCAACGUUGCUCGAGGAAGAAGCUUUGUUUGAAUUUUUCCUACCAAAGGACGUACUUUGAAUGAAAGUGAUGAUUUCCUGCUAUAGUUUGUCUUGGGCUCAGUUCUGCAGUGUUGUUUGCGCCGGAUGUCCAUGAUGUUGAAUUCUCACCGAUAGUACCCUGGGUGCAAAAGGUUUUUUCUUUUUUCCCUAAUUCCUGAUUUAUUUGCUAAAAAAUGCAGCAGAAUGACCAGCCGAAAUAUUGUUAUAAAAAAACAAUACACGUUGUUUUAAAUCAGCUUUGCUGUAGUCUUCGGACUUCUCGUUCUUGAGCAGAAUGAUGUUUUAUUUGGUAUAGCCGUUUUGUCUGGCAAUAUUUACUUUGACCUGGUAAAGUAAUACAAGUGUCGCGGACCUCAUUUUAUCCUGUUUCUGGUAAAGGAAACUUACAGUACGGUGGAUAGUGCUCUCCGUCUUUUAAAAUACUGAGAAUCGGAAAGAAAGGGGAAUUUGUAAAGCGUCUUUAUUUCUUGACUUUAGGCGGUGGCGGUGGUGGGUUCUACUCCAGUGGACGAAGUUCAACGCAGUUUGGAGGUUCGAAGGGGACUGGUGGAGAAGGAGGUAGAGGGUUUAUUCAGGGAGGAAUUGGUGGAAGAUCUUGGUUAAAAAAUGUUGCUGGGGGAUUUGGAGGAGGUGGUGGUCCUUAUGGAAACGGAGGAGGUGGUGGUGGUGGUGGAGGCUACUCUGGGGGUGGUAGCGGGAAAGGUUUACAGGAAGCCUGUGGAGGAGGGGGAGGAUCCUACAACGCUGGAAAGAAUCAGCAAAAUGAAUGUUGCUACAAUGCAGCUGGACAUGGUCAGGUGACCAUAACACUAAUUUAA